UUAACUCAUUCAACGACUCAAUUAAAUAAUUAACAAUAAUAUAAAGAAAAAUCCUUUAUAGACCACUGAAUUUAACAAUGAAGGAAUUUAACAUUUAUUUAUAAGCUAAAAUAAAAAUGGAGGCUGAUUCAACAACUUACGAUAAUAGUUCAAAAUCUCCCGAUGACAUUUGUUUACCAUUUAAUACAAAUGCAGCAAACCUAAAGCUUUAUAAAAAUCUAAUAAGUGACGUAGGUGAUCGUAGCUUAGAAAGCCAGUUAGUAGGAAAACUACAGUCACUUGGGCUAAUACCUCAAAAUAUAUCCUGUCCUGAAAACAAACCAGAUUGUAAAGUUUUAUGUAAAUCGGCUCGCGUUAUUGACAGGGUUCAGUGGGCUUGUCAGGGAUGUGGUAAAAAACAGCCAAUCAGAACUGGUUCAUUCUUUUUUCGACUGCAAUGUUCUAUUAUGCAAGCUCUGCAGAUAAUUCUUGCCUGGUGUGAAGAUGCUGAAAUAACGACUGCAGCACAAUUUUUCGAUGUAAAGCCAAGAGUGGCUAGUUCUAUCUAUGAUAGAUUGGAUGAAUUAGCAAUAAAUCAACUUCGGAAAAGCAAGUUAGGAGGGGAGAAUGCAGUUGUUCUUACCGAGAUGUAUCCUGAUUGCCUGAACAGACUAUCACCAGAUACAACAGAUCAAGCUCAUGUUCAUCAGAUAUUGAUGAUUGCUGAUACUAAACAUAUUCCUACGCGGUACAAGCUACAUGUAAUUCAAAGUGAUCUUAAGAAGCUGCAGGGUAAUACAAAUAAUGAGCAGUCUCUUAAAGAAGAAAUAGAACGAGUAUUAAACAGUGUAUCAGAACCACAAUCAAUGCUUGUUACUGGCAACAAUGUUCCAUUAAUUGAUGGAACAGUAUCUCUACAACAGUUGAUUCAGCAUUGUGAUGUUGAUAUGCAACAUUUUUUGAGCUCCCGUAUCUGGAGCCAGGCGUUAACGUUGUGCUCGGCGUCCCGCGAGCUGUGCUCGGGCGCGGCCGCGGUCGCCUGCGUGGCGCCGCUGCAGCGCUACCUCGACGCGGCGCUGCAGCGCCUGCGCCACUCCGACCGCUUCUACGAGCACACGCUGCGCGCGCUCGCCGAUGACGUCACGCACACUCACUCGUCCUAGUGCGGACCGCGUACUGGGUCCAGUCGACCUACUUUGAUACUAUAUAGUCUUCUAACGAUUUCAUAAUUAAGUUUUUUAUCUGUACAUUCAGAACUAGAUUUAGGGAAGGGCAACCGAGGCAACUGGAGAUUCAGAUGAGUUAACCAUUUUAAUAUAAUUCAAACUCGAACUCAAACUUAUACAAAAAGUAAACAUAUUAUUCAGCAACUCUAACAGAUAUGAAAAUGUUUAAAUAAAUCACUAAAAUAAUAAUUAGGGCAUCAACUCAUCUGUUGCUCCAGAGCCUCAACUCCUUUGCGGCCCCAGGGCCUCCAGUACUGUAAGUCCGGCUCUGUGUACAUAGUAACCUGUCUUCCUUUUACACACAAUAGUACAGAUAGAAGAAGAAAUCGCACAAAUAAUUGUAUUUCGUAUUAUUUGUUUAAGAAUAGUAUAUAACGCCAACUACCGAUACUAAGGAAUAGACAAAACUUUCAGUGUUGGAUAAUCUGUUUAUUGGAUACCAAAAAUAAUAAUAAUCUAUUUAAUUAAUUCUGACAAUAAGGAAUUGUAUUAUUUUAUUACAUAUGAAUGGUAAGUAUUUUACGGAACUAACUAGAAAUAAGGAUGUUCAUACAAUCUUUUUGGAUUGUUUAAUUAUCAUAGACGUCGAAUAUUGAUUAGUAAUAAAAACAAAUAGGCGUUGUCAUUGGAAUUUUGUUAAAGAUUUAAAUAAUAAUAUAUGACAAUAGUGUAGACCUUUGUUCUAGUUCAUCUGGGUAUAGAUUUAGUCAUU
Molecule: messenger RNA, 1917 nt
Organism: Vanessa tameamea
Lineage: Eukaryota; Metazoa; Arthropoda; Insecta; Lepidoptera; Nymphalidae
Exons: 7
Coding region: 117-1142 (341 amino acids)
Source: RefSeq, a predicted model, not a curated record